AUGCAGCUGAACAACAAUGUGACUGAGUUUAUUCUGCUUGGGUUGACCCAGGAUCCUGUUAGGAAGAAAAUAGUGUUUGUCACUUUCUUGCUUUUCUAUUGGGGAAUAUUAGUAGGUAACUUGCUGAUUAUUACUACCAUCAAGACCAUCCGGGCACUUGGGAGUCUAAUGUACUUCUUCCUUUUCUACUUAUCAUUAUCUGAUACCUGCUUCUCUACCUCCAUUGCCCCCAGAAUGAUUGUGGAUGCCCUUUUGAAGAAGACCACUAUCUCUUUCAAUAAGUGCAUGAUACAAGUCUUUUCUUUGCAUUACUUUGGCAGCCUGGAGAUCUUCAUCCUGAUCCUCAUGGCCGCUGACCGCUAUGUGGCCAUCUGUAAGCCCCUGCACUAUGUGACCAUCAUGAGUCGGAGGGUCUGCAGUGUGUUGGUGGCUGUGGCCUGGGUUGGGUCUUUUGUGCAUUCUUCAGCACAGAUUUUUCUGGCCUUGAGUUUACCUUUCUGUGGUCCCAAUGUGAUUGAUCACUAUUUCUGUGACUUUCAGCCCUUGUUGAAACUUGCCUGUACAGACACCUACAUGGUCAAUCUCCUCUUGGUGUCCAACAGUGGGGCCAUCUGUACAGUGAGUUUUGUCAUGUUGAUGUCUUCCUAUGUUAUCAUCUUGCAUUCUCUGAGGAACCACAGUGCUGAAGGGAGGAGAAAAGCCCUCUCCACCUGCAUCUCCCACAUCACUGUGGUCAUCUUGUUCUUCGGUCCUUGCAUAUUUAUAUACACACGCCCUGCAACCACCUUCCCCAUAGACAAGACAAUAGCUGUGUUUUAUACAAUUGGAACACCCUUGCUCAACCCUCUGAUUUAUACACUGAGGAAUGCAGAAGUGAAAGAUGCCAUGAGGAAAUUAUGGAGGAAAAAGUUGAUCUUAGAUGAUGAAAGGUGA
Manis javanica (Malayan pangolin) is the source of this 933-nucleotide messenger RNA. RefSeq names its product olfactory receptor 4C16-like. Gene Ontology annotation, biological process: G protein-coupled receptor signaling pathway. Gene Ontology annotation, cellular component: membrane. NCBI's taxonomy places the organism in Eukaryota, Metazoa, Chordata, Mammalia, Pholidota, Manidae. The record is from RefSeq and is a predicted model, not a curated record. Gene Ontology annotation, molecular function: olfactory receptor activity; G protein-coupled receptor activity.